Molecule: messenger RNA, 1788 nt
Organism: Vanessa tameamea
Lineage: Eukaryota; Metazoa; Arthropoda; Insecta; Lepidoptera; Nymphalidae
Product: proton-coupled amino acid transporter-like protein pathetic
Exons: 10
Coding region: 327-1691 (454 amino acids)
Biological process (GO): amino acid transmembrane transport
Molecular function (GO): L-amino acid transmembrane transporter activity
Source: RefSeq, a predicted model, not a curated record
UUCGCAUUUCAUUGUUUGGCGCAACGAGAGCCAGUGCGCACGCGUGUCUUUGGCCUUAAAAAACGUUACUUUUACCGCGCUUUUAUAAUUGACGUCUGUUGAAUAUUCGAUAUUAUUUUUAAAUACAGAUAAGUGACUUUUUAAUAUAACUGUUACUUUUUUUAAAUUCCGUAGUGAAGUUAUAUGUAAUCAAGUGAAUGGCUCCAUUUAUUGUUCCUAAGGUGAUAGUGAAAUAAGUAAAAUAAAACUAGUGGCAAUGACUGGCUAUACGUAAAACGGGAAAAAGUGUUUCUGUAAAAACGAAAAACAAAAUUUAAGAAAUAAACAUGGAGAAAGUUGUUGAUACACCUCCCAUUAAAAAGGACUCUGACGCGUACAGCUCAAAAAUUGAGCUCGCGUAUAAUGGUUCCAGAGAAGAUUUGGACCCCUACGUGCCUGCUGACCACAGACCGUUGGAAUCUAAUACAUCGAGUUUCGGAGCGUUAGCGCAUUUAUUGAAGGCAUCUCUCGGAUCUGGAGUUUUGGCGAUGCCGCUCGCAUUCAAAAAUGCGGGUCUUCUUGUUGGAGUUGUCGGAACUAUGAUCAUUGGAUUCAUUUGUGCGCAUGUCAUUACCGUUUUGGUCAAAACAUCACAGCAGCUCUGCGUUGAAAUUAAAAGGCCGUGCUUAGGAUACGCGGACACGUGCGACUUGGUAUUUCAGAACGGGCCCACCUCCGUCAGAAAAUAUGCACCUUACGCCAGGGAGCUUGCUGACUGGGCACUGGCUGUCACUCAUUUAGGAGCGUGCUGCGUUUACGUUGUGGUUGUCGCAGAAUCGUUUAAACAAGUAUCAGAUGUAUACGGUGGCCCAAAUUGGUCAGUUACGGUGUUCUGCGCUUUAACGUUAGUUAUAUUAAUACCGUUGACUCAAAUCACAAAACUCAAGUACUUAGUGCCGUUCUCGGCGAUGGCAAACUUUGUAUGGCUAACUUCAAUAUGCAUUUCAAUAUAUUAUUGCCUGAGAUCGCCUCCUUCAUUAUCAUCAAGGAAUCUGUCAACGUCGAUUUCUGGUUUACCUAAUUUUAUAAGCACAAGUUUAUUCGCUAUGGAAGGUAUCGGUGUAGUUAUGCCGAUAGAGAAUGAAAUGACCAAACCUCAUCAAUUUUUGGGCUGCCCGGGCGUGUUGAACAUUGCCAUGACAGCCGUUGUUGCUUUAUAUGCCUUCGUUGGCUUUAGCGGUUAUUUAAAUUUUGGAGAAGGCGUAAGAGGGAGCCUGACACUCAAUUUACCUCAAGAUGAAAUAUUAGCACAAACAGCGAAAAUAUUGGUAGCAUGCGUGAUGGUGUUAUCGUACGCUUUAAUAUUCUACGUGCCAGUGGAUGUGAUCUGGAGACGCUUACAGGAGAAAAUUCCCGCUAGAAGUCAUCGAUGGGGCAUGGCUGGAUUGAGAUUAUUUGGAACUCUAUUUACAGUCGGUCUAGCAUGUGCAAUCCCGAGACUAGAACUCUUUAUGGAAUUAGUGGGCGCUGUAUGUCUAUCUAUAAUGGGCCUUUCACUUCCUGCUAUCGUGGAAACAGUAUGGAGAUGGGGCAAAGAUCUUGGACCUUACCAUUGGAUCCUGUGGAAGAACUGCCUAAUUGUAUUAUUUUCUUUAGUAGCUUUAGUGUCUGGAGUGACGUUUUCAAUAAAAUCUAUGAUUGAUAAUUUGUGAUAUAAACGAUGGCUGUGUAAAUAAUUUAAACGAUAUAUUUAUACUUUUAUUUUAAGUUUGUUUGAAAUAUAUGAUAAAUGUUCCGUAAGCAAUUACA